AUGAGUAAAAAUCCUACCAUCAUAGAACAUGACAACCAUGAGUAUAUAUUUGAAGGCUUUUCUCUUUUGUCUCAUUAUCAACUUGAAAAUGUCCCUGUGUGUAAAGUGAUUCGUUUCAACAUAGAAUACACCAUUCAUUUCUUUGAAGAGAAAAUGCCUGAAAACUUUACACUAUAUAAUCUCUAUCUAUCUAUCUAUCUCUAUCUAUCUAUCUAUCUAUCUAUCUAUCUAUCUAUCUCUGUUUAUAUCUAUAUCUAUCUAUCUAUCUAUCUCUAUCUCAGACUGUUUAUAUAUAUAUAUAUCUAUCUCAGACUGUUUAUAUAUAUCUAUCUAUCUCAGUCUGUUUAUAUAUAUAUAUCUAUCUAUCUCAGUCUGUUUAUAUAUAUCUAUCUAUCUCAGUCUGUUUAUAUCUAUCUAUCUAUCUAUCUAUCUAUCUAUCUAUCUAUCUAUCUCAGUCUGUUUAUAUAUAUCUAUCUAUCUCUGUCUGUUUAUAUCUAUCUAUCUAUCUAUCUAUCUAUCUAUCUAUCUCUAUCUAGUCUGUUUAUAUCUAUCUAUCUAUCUAUCUAUCUAUCUAUCUAUCUAAGUCUGUUUAUAUAUAUAUAUCUCUCUCAGUCUGUUUAUAUAUAUCUAUCUCUCUCAGUCUGUUUAUAUAUAUCUAUCUCUCUCAGACUGUUUAUAUAUAUCUAUCUCUCUCAGACUGUUUAUAUCUAUCUAUCUAUCUAUCUAUCUAUCUAUCUAUCAUAA
Acanthosepion pharaonis is the source of this 744-nucleotide messenger RNA. NCBI's taxonomy places the organism in Eukaryota, Metazoa, Mollusca, Cephalopoda, Sepiida, Sepiidae. The record is from the annotation of a GenBank genome assembly.